AUACUAAAUGCUUCCGGUUUUUAAGGUCAUCGUGACAUACCCGAUUUUUCUCACACUGCGUCCUAUAAGUGACAGAGUUGGUGGAGUUCUCUGUAUAAAUAUUAAUAAUGUUACCAAGUAAUUUGGAAAGUAGAUAGUGUCAUUGUUUAUAAACAGCAGAGACCAGUUACACAGGAACUGCUUUGACACUUUCACCUGAACAUGUCAAAUCCACCUCCACUACCGGAGAAGUCGAGUCCGGUCAGAAAACCGCUAUUUGAGGACUGCUGGAGCUGCCGAAUCCUCUCGGGCGGUGGGCUGCUGGCUUCAGGCGGAUAUGUGUUCAUGCAAGCGCGUAAAUUCAUGCAUUUAGGUGGACCCACAUCUAUGGGCACAGUGGCUCAGAUCAUAUUUGCAGCAGGUUUGGCUUCUUGGGGCCUCGUGGUGAUCGCUGAUCCAGUGGGAAAGAAUACAAGAAAAGAAUAGCAUUGCACUUGCUGCUCCUGUAUUGAUAUGGACUUUUAGAAUGAAUUACCAAAGCCACAUUGCAUGAUACUGCAAAGUUAAAAUGAUAUUCAAAUGUAUAUUCAAACUGUGCGAAUGUAAUGACAUGUGAAUCAAUUUCAUUAAAUGUUUUUAUUUGCAAUUUAUAAA
Ctenopharyngodon idella (grass carp) is the source of this 633-nucleotide messenger RNA. It is a transcript of the gene dmac1, whose product is annotated as distal membrane arm assembly component 1. The transcript is spliced from 2 exons. NCBI's taxonomy places the organism in Eukaryota, Metazoa, Chordata, Actinopteri, Cypriniformes, Xenocyprididae. Bases 202 to 465 code for a protein of 87 amino acids. The record is from RefSeq and is a predicted model, not a curated record.